Molecule: messenger RNA, 13047 nt
Organism: Osmia bicornis bicornis
Lineage: Eukaryota; Metazoa; Arthropoda; Insecta; Hymenoptera; Megachilidae
Exons: 12
Coding region: 1316-3802 (828 amino acids)
Source: RefSeq, a predicted model, not a curated record
AUAGUACACCCUAUAUAAGGGAGGAAGGCGCGCGCCGAGGGUUGGGAAAGCUGAAGCGUGGCUCCUCCGGGUGGGGGUAGUCAGUACCUCGAACGACUCCAUAGGUCUCCAGAUCUCCCCGCCGCGCUCAGUCCGACCCGGACGUUUGAGGGAGACGCAUCUCUCUUCCGUGACUCGUAUGCGCGAUACCGGUACCGCACGUUGUGUCCUCGUAUUGUAACAACACACACGCACUCGUUAUAUAGUUAUUGUAAAUAAUUCGGCACAUCACUGGAAGUUCAACUUCGAUCGUGUACAAUUCCGAUAGACCGUAUACACGCACGCACGCAGGCACGCACACGAAUAGUGGUUAUUCUCUUGAAGUGUGGCACGUACGGUGACCGCGUUGCACGAGGGUGAGAGGGAAGGAGAGAGAGAGAGAAGAGAGAACACAGGAACACGGGACAAAGAGGGAGAGAAACGCGAAGAAAAAGCUCUCUCUCGCUCUUUCUCUCUCUCUAUCUCGACUGCCUUGCCGGCUUUCCACGGCCACGAAUCGAUACCACGCGACCGUCGCCGCGUCGGUCGUUCCACUCUCUCGACCUCUUCUCAACGUUCGCCACCACGAGUCUACGACCACUCGUUCCUCCGAUUUUUUCCCCACUGGACGAGCUUAAACUUUGUGUUAGCUACUUAUCGAGUCGUCAACCUUUUCUCCCUUAACGUCGACAGGAUUCGCACCGAGAGAUUUACCAACGUUCGUGGCUCGCGUCACUAUCGAACUAGAUCGAGGAACGAGGAGCGAGAUCGAGAUCGAGAAUCGAGAAUCGAAGGCGCUCUGGCGGCCAGUCGAUGAAACCCGCCAAAACGGUCGCGUCGUCUCUCUGUCACGUUCGAACGACAGCUCGUCGAGGAUAAAAGACGUGAAAAGGUGAUUCGGUGUUAAUAGUGCGCGUUGAUCUAAAGCGAGAAUAAAACGUUUCGCGAGAAAAGGAACGUUGCCAGUGUUUUUGUUUUGCCGUCGAGGAUGAAUCGGUCACAGGAUGGAUUCCCGGCCAGUGCGUAACCGUGCUGUGUGACACGUGACGGUCAGCGUUUAUUUUGGUGUUUCAUUUUUGUCGUCUGUUUGGCUAAAGCAACGCUACUACUACCCUGCACGACCAUUUCCAGGAUCUUCCGCACCGUCGAAGAUUGCGGCUUCCGGCACGAGAGGCAGACGAGAGAACGCGGAUCAGCCGCAGUGCAAAUCGUUGCAUCGUGGGGCAGAGGGGCUGUGAUGAGGGAAGCCGGUUAAAGGACCCUGUGUCGCGCAGGCGCCGGUAGGAGUACAGGAAAGAUGCUGCCUUCCUCGAGAGCUUUAUUAAGCUCGCUGCUGCUUCUAAUCAUCGCUGGAAGCACCGGUGCCUUCAACUCCCGACAAGGAGAAUGCACGUUUCCGUUGAAAUGGGAAGGGACGUGGUUUCAGAGCGGUGUCAGACAACCGAUCGUCAUCUCCAGGAACGAACUGUCCAGCAAGGGCAGGUGUCUGCACAACGAGGGCGACAAAUUUCUUUUAGUGGACCAAAAAUCCUGCUACCGUUGCGUCGUCAUUCACGAGAAGCACUCGAACGUUCUCCAGUACAAAGAAACUUACUGUCACGGCAAAAGCUCCCUCUCCUCCCUCUGCUCGUUCAUCACCGGAGAUGCUCUGCUAUAUUCCAUGUUCCGGGAAGAGGCAACACCUGUGCCGUGCCCUUUUCGAGGUCCUAUGACCUUUUCGUAUAACCGAGGCCACGGAACCUGUUCUGUACCAGUCAGCAACGUCGACACCUGCACGGACGACAGCAGAUUGCUCUUCAGAUAUCAAGCAUGCCCUGACAUAACUGCCUCGGAAAGUGCAGUGGAGGAGUUGGAAUGCCUGGCCACCUGGAAGGAGGGCAGUAGCCGAUACCUGGUCGGCCGUUUACAUCACGGACACGCGUCGAGUAACGAAGAUCGAUACCGAUGCUUCGUCUACGAGAAGGCAGGCCAGACAGUGCAGGGUAAUCUGCACAGAGCUGCCAUGGGCAUGGGAGCCAUGGAUCACGAUGUCGGUUUACAGAGCGGGCCGGUGCCCGAGGGCGCGGCCGAGAUAUACCGGGUGGCCCAGAGCGGAGAUGCCACUUGCAACGGUCUCUUCAGCCCGAUGGAGGGAUCGCGAACCAUGACUCUCAUGAAAGUAUCGCCGCCAGGCCAGUGUCGAUUUCCCAAUUGGUUGACCGGUCAUUCCAGCGGUGGACUAACUUGGCACACCCUAGACCUGACCAGGUCUUACACGUUUCAUCCGAGGAACGCUUCGUUGCACGCAACCAGAUCGAACAGCAGUUCCUCGAGGUUCGAAAGCGGAUCCUUGGACGGACAAUACGUUCCUGGACAGGAGGAUCAGGACGUAAAGAUCCUCUGCAACAGCAUAAAGCAAUCCAGCUCUGCUCAGGCGGUGACGAUGACCAUGCUGGUUGCCCAUUUCACCGUCGGCUGUCGCAGCGGUUUCAUGUGUAUGACCUUCUAUCGACGGGACGGCCACGUGAUAGAAGUGCAAACCGGAAGUGCCGUUUCCAGGCCAGAAGAGGCUUGCAGUCCGCCCCAUUUUCAACAGCACAAUAUACCCUUCCUCACCUUAGUCACAAGUUCGCCAGAGCCGCGUACGUGCCCGUACCUGGGUAAAUUCACGGUAACCGGUGUGAACCGGAACCAGAGGAACAUCCGUGAAAGUCGCAGGAACCAACACCAGGAGGCAGUGAGACGUGACAGAGAAAAAGUUCGACACGCCCAGGAGCGUAGUCAGGAGGAUCGACGAGGCCGGAAGCUCGACUUCGACGCGGAGAAACGACGCGCGAACAACGAGUAUUUGGUCCACGAGCGAAUGGGAAGACGGGCCAGGUCGAAUCGCAACAACAGAAGUCAUCGAGAUCACAGCAUCGAGGAGGAAUCCUCGAAACGCAGUUCGGACAUCGAAGACCUGCUACUGGAGCGUUCUUGGUCAAAAGUGAGAAGAUCGGACGUACAACGAACGUCCGAGCUUGCGACCAGGUCGAAAGUCAGAAGAACGCGCGACCUCGAGACCAGAACGAGAGAAAAAUCGAAAAGAAAUCCGAAAUUGGAGGAUUUCCGGGUGGACGCGGACGAUUUCGCGCGAACCGGACAAUUUUGGACGAGCGAUUUCGACGACUCCGAUGGCUCGAGCAUCAUAGACGUUGAAGAUGAUUAUUUCGGUGAUUACCCGGACACUGGGGACCUGCCGAAAAAGAGGUCGGACAGGAACCCGGAGGAAAUAACGUACGAGCUUCUGAGCAGGACAAGAAGGGACGCCGAGGAGUUGGAUGCUGUGGAUGGUUCUUUUGAAAAGAGAGAAAAGAGGGAGGAGGAUAUUUCUAGAUGCAGCUCCGAAGUCACUACCAUUACCAUUGGUUGCUCUACUGCGGAUAGAAUGGAGUUCCAGACGGACUGCGUCGAGGAUAAUGCGAUUGCUUACUCUUGCCACGGUAGAUGGUUCGACGCGGAGGGCACCCAGUUCGUAAUCGCCACCCAACUAGCGCCAGGAACCACCUGGACCAACGAGAACAACAGACCUCAACCCUACAGGAACAGCCGUAGAUUGUGCUUCAUGUACAAAGAAAGCGGUGGAGUUGUCAGUUUGACUGCCAGCGAGGUGGCCUGUCAAAGGGGAAUACCUCCACCCCCGCCAAUGUUGGCCUUCAACGCUACCAGCACCGGUCAAUGCAUGGAAGAGAACAGGGGCUUUGUUGUUCGAUCGACGUACCUGAUGAUCGUCAUCCUGACGGCGGUCGUCGCGAUAUACAGGUGAUUCUAAUCGAACGGAACGAUCUCGCGACCGUUAAACCAACCUUUGUAAUCUACUUUACUGGACACCGUGCUUGGGUGACGAAACAAGGUGGUGGUACACGUGUAUAAAAAAAAAAAGUAUAUAUAUAUAUAUACAAUCGCCUUGGUCGCGAGUCACCGAAGAUGAUCGGUCGAGGGUGCGGGCCAGAAGGGAAGAAGAAGAAGAAGAAAAUAAGUAAAAUCGAUUCCUUGGCUUCGAACGCUCGUGUCCGUAGCUCUUGCUAGCCUCUCUGAUCCGUCGGCUGAACAAGAAGACAACGACAAUGUUGAAGAAACAAAGGAACCGUCUCGUCGGGAUUGGCGUUCCUUCUAGAGGACAGGUGAUACACUGUGAUUUCGAUUCGACAUCCCCUAGAACAGCAACUUCAUUCGUCUGUAAUAAAAAGACAAACGAACGAAACUCUUGAUUCCUUCCGUAUAAGAGACGGUCCUCCAGUCUGCUACGCUAAGAGACAGAGGAAGAAUAAGAGGAUGGAAGGUCGUCGGAGUAUCCGAUCGAGAUGAACGUUUUCUCGAUAGAUGGAAGAAUGGUUGGACUAUCUGGAGAUGGGAUGCUGUUGAAAGGAAGUUGUACGGAAGUAGUACGGGGAACUGUUUGUUCCUGGACGAAGCUCGAGGGUAGCGGGGGCUCGUGAUUUGAGCGCGAAUAUCCCCUGGCCAGUAGGUUUUUUUACCGAUGUAGCUCGUAGGCACUAGCUAAUUAAAAAUCAGGUAAAGCUAACGAAGUACAUUACACAAAUAUCCUUUGUUUCUUCAUCGUUACAUCGUUAUUUUGUUUCCUCGUUUUUCUUUCACUUUUAUCGUAUGGUUAGACCAUAUCACGAAGCGAGAUCGAUCGGGCUCUCGCAACAGUUGAGUCUCGUUUUUAGUUAGUAAGACGAUCGAACCGAUGCUGGUCGAUAUCUUUUAAGGUAGAUACUACAUAGGGAAUAAGCUUUAAUAAGGAGAAAGCGAGGAGAACGGUUUACACGGCAAAUAUUUUUUCUAUUCGAUUUUCUUUCUUUGCGUCGAGCACACCGUUCAACGAGUGUACCGUGUGUAUUUUGUAAGCUGUAAUUAUAACGCUGUUUAGAUAAAAAGAUCGGAAACAGAGAUGGAGGAUGGUGCCGUGCUCGAGGCCGUUCGAAACAUCGGAAGAGGGACGUUGGUUAAAGCGCCAUCGGGUUUUUCGCUCUACAAGCAAUCCGUUGUUCGUCAACUUCGAGAACAAUUUGGAAAUAUUCGAACUUUUAACACUUUGGUUGCCGCGUCUCUUGGUACCUAAGCUCGAACGCUAAUUAGCAGCCACAGUGGUAAAAUGGUGAAUCCACGAGCGAAUAGAUGCAGUUCGAAACGAUUGGACGAUAGCUCGACUCGCCAAUGGGUUUUUCGGGCAAUACAGAAACGCCCGGGGCGAAAUUCAAUUACCACGCGAAAUAUUAGCGAACGUAUUAAAGGUUGAUUGCUCUACAGCUGUUAUGUAAUAGCUACAAAGGGCUGUUAGCCGUGUUAUAGCUGAAUGUAUGCCAUAACUAUUAUAUAAUAGCUGUAAUAGCCGCUGGCUGUUUUAAUAGCCAACCGACGAUAAGAGGUGAAGGAGAAAACAUAUUUCAAAGCUUUUCCCGGCUAGCAAAGCUUGCGUUAUUUUUCUAUCGUAUACGAUUACCAACAAAAGCAAAAAGAAAAAAAGAGGAUGAACAAUAGCGUCACUCGUUCGUGAUGUUUCGAGCGUUGGAAAAAAAAGCUUUUUGUAGUUUGAGUUUAUUCCUGAUACGAGGGUCAUUCGGUAAAUAGAGACCAGCACAAAUAGCCUUAAAAUGGUUCGCUUCGCAAAUAUAACAAUUUAUACAUUUUUUAAUAUAAUCCAAACCAACGAAAAGUAUACAGCGGUGCCUCGACCAAAAUUAAACGCUCAAACUUUUAGAGGAAUGAAAUUAAAUUGGACGAAAAAUGUUAUGUCCACAAAAAGCCAAAUGUUUCUUUUUUAGUUACCGAAUGAUCUUCGUACUAGUGAAAAUUCAUUGCCGAGUAAAACGUUCUUUGAGAGCGAUCGCUAAGGUGAGACUAAAGGUGGAUUUAAAUUCUCAGAUAAUUCAUGCAAACUAGUUUGUGUAAGUUCUGUACAAAUUUGAAUAUCAUUCACACAUUCGAACAUUAAGUUGGUCCUAUCUCGUCUUGCUGUAGAAGUUUCUUCAAGAAUAUGGAGAAUGUGCAAAUAAAAACGAAAAAUGAUCUUUGUACGCGUUAUCUAAGAGUUUAAAUCCAUCUUAACAUUGACACCGGCUGUACACAGAGGAAGAAGUGUGUCAAAGUGUUAGAAAGAUAAUUCAAUGCAAUACAAUCGACUCGCGUAGUAGAAUUAUUUGAAAAAGAGAAGAGGAACGAGAGGCACUAAGGAAGAUUCGGAAUUGCAACGAAUAGUUUCAUUAUGAUAUCCGGAAUAAUUUGUUGCCACGAUCGAAGAUUACCCUACGAGUUAUUUCGCGGUACUCGAUUCCGAAACGUUCUAUCGAUCGUCAGAGAUUCUGCAAACGGUUGAAUAUUAAUGCAAAUAUUUCUGGUAUUUCAAGAACAAUAAACCGGCCGUUUCAGCGAUUCAAUUAACUUCCGCCCAGGGAACGGACAACGAUGGGCAAUUUCAAACGGCUGCUAAAUUUAUUUUCAUCGCCACUUCCAGGAUAUCGCUGUUCCUCGGACGCGUCCCGCUUUUAACAGUCUCCAACCCCCGUUUAUCGAUUUCAAUAAAUGCCACCACGGUUUCACCGCGACGGGAAAAUCAACUUGUGCUGAUACGAAUAACGUUGCGAGGAAAUCAGGUGAAAUUUUCUUGAUACCUUUGCAAACCAAUUAUUUCUUUCAAACUUUAAUGAUUUGAGAGGAGGGAAAAUAUCGUGUACCCAAACGGCCGAGCCUGUAAAGUGUAAAAUUGUAACUGUGAUGGAUUCUACGUGUCGUUGUAACAGAGUCACGUCGAACGUUUCCCUCUCCAUUCAAACGUUCAUCCUUCUGUUCAUUUAAGCGAUUCUGAAUCUUCCUUACUAUGAUAUUGGUCGUUUUCCUUUUUCUUUACCAAGUGUCGAAGAGGUCUUGAGGAAAGAUUCCGUCGGAAGCGAUUAUUCAAGUACAGAUUUAUCGAUGGGAACAGCAGCCAGUUGAGAUAGAAUAUAUUGAGAACAUUGCGAGACAAAUUGGCCACUUGUUUGACUGCUGGAGUAAAAGAACCGCACCGAAUAAUUUAUUAAGAAGAUUUGCUGGUAUUACAAACGCCUCGUGAAUCAAAAUAAAAUUCAUUGUAAUAAAUGCGAAAUGAACUGUUUAUCAAUUUUUAAUCAAUUUGCGAACCUUGCACAAUGAACACCGCAGCGAAAGGGUUAAAAGGCGUUAUCUUAAGGGAAGCUAAAAAUUUGUAGGUGCUUUCACGCUGUAAUGCGUGUACAGUGUGAAAGCAAUAAUUGCGAUGGCGCCAGCAGGCGGUCGAUUUGAAAGAAGCCUAAUUUAAUUGUCGAGACCGAAGGAACUUUUCUAAAGAUCUUCGAGGCGCGCUAACGUAAGCAAUAAACUCACGCAACGGCUCAACCGUGUACAUACACGAAGAAUGUUGCGUGUCACGAAUAAGCUGUUGUACCAGAGAUGUUCUAUUAUAUUGGUUUGUCCAAUCGGGAUUUUCGCGACAGCGUAGGAACGAAGAAAAAGAGAAUGAAACCGAGGGAAGUAGAUACGGACCGAUCGAUCGCGAGAUAGAACGCUACGAUAUUAUUGUAACUAAUACAGAGUCUAUAUUAUAUUAUUGUACAAGCGCAUCUUUGUAAUAAUUAACCCGAACCGAGUGACGAGAGGAGCGGAGAAAAGGGGGAAGAAGAGCAAUGAGGCACGCGAUAGAAGAGUACGCAACAAUAGACGACGAUUAAACAAUGUGAAAUAAGAAAAAAAGAAAAGACAUUACGAGAGAAAAAAAAAAGGGAGAGAAAGAGUUCGAAGGCGAAUAGAGAAGCGAAGCAUAAAAGAAGCCAAUCGCUAUUUUAACACUUUUCCAAUCGCGGUCAACGUAGUUUUUACGCCGUUACGCUUUCCUUCGUGUUCAGUUUACGACGCGGACGAGGAUGGGCCUGUGUUCCUUGAAAAUUCCGCUCGUAACGAAGAAAAAUGCCCGUAGCCACAGAUUCCUUUAUCCCAAAUCGAUCCCCUUCUCUUCGUCAACGUUUUAUCUUUCUGUUUUUCCCACCAUCUCUAUUUUUAUACGUUCUCAAGGUACUUGCUACCUUCGCGUCACGUCGAAACUAUGAUAUCCCUUCAAGAUCUAACGGUUCUAGCAAGAAAAACUUCUCCGAAUGAUAUCUUUCGAUAUCGAUCAGCUUUUGUACGCUGAUAGAUUAUAAUUUUCAAUAUUUACCUUCGCUUGACGAAGUCGAAGAGUUGAAGAAUAAAAUUGAUUCUGUUAAACGAUAUACAGGUGUAUUUAUAAUAGCGUGAUUUAUCGUCGUACAAAAGCUCAUUAAAAUCUGAGGAUAUCAGAAGAGCUACCCUUGUACGGUCGAGAGCGGUCGCGCAAAAAGUGGUCUCUUUGAAAAAAACGAGCGUAAGAAAAAAGAAAAGUGAAAAGAGGCUUGGCCUUUUUUCGUCGAGAGGAAAAUAUCGAAGCGUAGAGAAAAUGUCCGCGUGGUAUGCGGUGGAUCAAAGGCUCCACUCUCAGAGGCGUCCAUUUAAUCGAGCGAAAGACGCUCCUUUUCAAGAACCUUCUCGGCGAAGAGGUUAUCGUUUCGAUCGAUCGAUCGACGCGAAAUCGACAAAUUAACGAGCCACGGAACCGUUCCUUUUUUUUUUUUCUUUCUUUUUCGUUCGUUUCCUCGGUAGUUGCCACCUAGGGGUUAGAGACUUUGAACGAUUAGCACCUUAGACACCGUAACUUGUAAGUACCUAAGUGAAAUUGCAGCGUAUUUAGCGUAAACCAUAAGGCGAAACAUAGCCGGUAAGGAUUAUUCUAGCCUGAUAGGGGUAAUAAGGCUCAUUGUGACAGCAAUCAGAUGCCCCGCGGUCGAAUCGCCAACGAUCAUUUUCCCUUUCCCGGCACGUUUCACGAUCGAGAUCAUCUUUUCUUGCGAAAUCAACCUCGAUUCUGUUUCGGAGCGUACCCGAAUAGCCACCCUUUAAACAUUCAAAUUUUCCGUCUAGUUCGUCGGUUUAUUUCUAUGUUCUUCGGAUGUUUGAACAACGGUUAUCGUGCUAAAAGUCAAACAUUACUGGGAAACGUACAAAUAUCCGGAUGGAUGGUGGAUUUCAAUGGAAAAGCUCGUAGAGCGGACGACCUGUACCGAGAGAUCGAAAUUCUGCAAGUUCGGUGGUCGCUUCCCACCUUCACCGCAAAUUACCGAUUCAAUGACCAAUCCGGUUUGCAGAAUUAUACAAGUUCGACGUUCCUGGGUAAACCACAGCGUUCUGAUAAGAAAGUCGAUAAGUAGUUGGUCAAACGUUUCGAUGGAUCGUCGGUUUCGUUUGUGGAAUCGUUAAGGAAGAGGGAUAACGCGUUGAAAAAAAAAAAAAAAAAAAAAAAAAUAGUUGCACAGGCUCGUCGGUAUUCUAUUAUUUUCGAUUUGUCCGACACAAACAACGCCGAGGGAUUUGAUAAUUAUCAGAGCAUCCCCAAACAUCGUUACCGACCGACCGCCUACGCUCGCGCCAGCCUGCCUCUCGUCAAACAUUAUGCGCUCCGCUUAAUGAGAUUGAUGCAAUCGGCCGACGCAUUUAAUCCAGUUAAUUUACAUUCGGUCCUAAUAUCGCACGCGAAUAUUCCGCUAAUGCAGUCGAUAAUGAGAAACAGAAAAUUGCUUGCACAACCACCACCGUCAUCACUCUUCCUGUCCCGGCUAGCCUGAUGCUUGCUCGACCUCGUUUCAAAUUGCCUGCCCUCGAUGUGUUUUUUCGUUUAUCAGGAAUCAUCGGUUUGUUGGAAAUUACAGUGGACACAAAGGAAUUGAAUUGAAUUUUUUAAAAUGUUUCUAUCGUAAUCUAAAGGGUUAAUUAGUCGAUUCAUCAAAAAGUGAGUUUCGAACGUGUCUGUUUACGAGCUUCGCCCUAUCCCCUAAGAACGACGGGCAACCCUUAAUGAUACCGCGUGACGCAUCCAGUUCGAUUCGAAAGCGUCGUUCAAAGAUUAGAAAGGCACCCUGACCAUAUGGGGACGGAGCCUGGUCCCACCCCCUGUUCCAACUAUUCCCUAUGUACGCUCCACCGAAUCGAGGAGGUUUUCAAUCAAGGGACAAUCAUCCCUCGACGAGCAAUCGAACCUUUUUAUCAAAUCAUCAGCGGCCCAUCGUUUCCCUUCCUCGGACGAAACGUCAACGGCCGAUCAUCGAACAACGAGGAGAAUACUUUUUCGCGACGGGGGGUUCGUACGGAGCAAUAUAGAAGAGUGUACGAGAGAAAGAAAGAGAUACAGAUGUAAGGGAUGAAAUUCGAGGGUAGAGAGAGGAAUAUCUGACAAAGGAGGGAAUAUUUUUUACCGACAAAACCAUACCAACUGCGAAUCCUUUCCGAUACUUUGUUACUUGAAUUCUUAAUAAAUAAUUAUUAUCGGUGUUAAAUGAAUUUCAACCCCUUCCAAUACUACCAAACGGCUCUGAAAAUUUUCAAGAGUUUCAAGAAUUUUCAAUUUCGAAUAAACAUUCGAACGAUUCGAAAUCCCUCAGCGAUUGAAUUUUCCGAAAAUUUGCAACAGAGAAUCCUUGAAUACCCAUCGGUAUCCACGCUCAUAGUUUGCCCUCGUGCGAUCAAGAUUCCAAUCUGCUGUAACCUGCCCCACACUGGGCCCUUAUUGUACGUUUACGCACAUAUUAGGAUACGCAUGUAUAUAGAUAUACAUAAUAUGAUAUACUACAUUAUAUAUUAUCGUGUAUUGUAUGUGUAAUUUUGGAACUCGCGAGAAGUGUCGGAUGUGAAACGAUGCUGUGCGUUUAUUUGGUCGACAAGACCGCGGGGCAAUGGCGAAAACGAAGGAAAAUUACGCGUUUCGAUUCCAUUUUAACACUUAAACAGCUGGUUAAAUAAACAAUUUUUCUAAAAGAUAUCAUUCCUUCUAACCUUUCAGCUAUUAAAUUAUAGUUUUCCAGAAUUUUCCAUUCAAGAACGUUUACUUCUAUAAAAAUCUUUCAAGUAGUAAUUAAUACCCAGCCAUAGUCAGCCGUUUAAAUGUUAAUUACAUCGAUCCGCUAUGCGAUUGGUGAUUGAGGGACGACAGGUGCACGAUCAACCCUUUCCACCAGCCCUGAAAUUCCAAAUAUCCGAUCAAACUUAAGAAAAAAGUUUUAUGGUUUAAUCAGAAAAGUAUUUCCCGCGAAUGAUUCAUGAAGAAUUCAUUUAAGUCACGGCCAGGCCACGAGGAAAAAACAUGUUUCUCCUUAUUCAACCGAUCGAGCCGAUCGAGGACAUACCUAUCAGUGGUUUUGUCGCAACGUUCGACUAAAUAAUUUUACUCCGUAGAAACAGAAGCCUUUGAGAUAAGUAUACGUUGUUGGAAUGAUUUAAUGGAAUGUCGAUUUACUGGUUGAAACGUGUCGGGGAUUCAAUCGGUGACAAAAGCUUGCUAAUACAACCAAUGAACGAGCUCUCGAUAAAAAUAACUUACAAGAGAACACCUGACUCACCGAUUUGAAUAAAACUUGGGUUUAUAGAAUGAACCAUGGUAAAAAUAAAUCACCCUUUAUGGGGGAGGAAACCAACUCCAAAAUCAAAUGGGCCCUCGUAUAAUUUUUAUACGUGAACGUUGCACACCGUAAACCUUAACAUAAUCGCUCUAAUUUUGAAAUCGAUUCGUGAACCGGAAAUGCAACGAUGAUCGGCUCGAUUGUACGUCAAAAGAUUUUUUGCUAAACACUGACAAACGAUCGUUUGAUGUUGAAAAUCGUUGUUGGAGCCGGUAAUUUAGCACUUAUCCCCGUUUGCAAGCACGUCGCGAGCAAUUCACUGGCGGGCAUAAACCAUUGAUCAUUAGCCAACGCGAGGAGGAGGUUUAAUCGCGUCGAACGAUUCAAUUUGACGAGUCGAGCGUGUGGAGUAGAUGGAUCGGCUCGGAAUCGCGUUUCUGGCCUGGCUCUAUUACGACUUUUCAACGCACUCCGCGUUGCCAAUGGCAUUGAAUCAACCAAGCGACGCGGCUGUGUAAUCGAGUACGAUUAAAGGUCGACACGCGAUCGAUUCUCGCUACGAUAUGUAAUAAUUCGUCGAAAAACCCAGGGAAACGACAGGUCGAUGUUGCAAUUAGCGAGAGCCGAGUAAUCGAUUCGAAUACCGUUCGAAAUUUUCAAUUACUUAAAGUUCCGAAAGCUAAAACAGCUAUCGUUCGUAAAAAAAAAUUGCCAAAUUCAAUUAGGGUCGUGCUCCGAUCGUUCCUACCAGCACCAUUUCGCAAAAUGAAAAUUAAUAAGCUGAAUGAAGUAUAACCGAUAAGAAGGAAAAUUAAAGCGUAAGAGAAAGAAAAUUAAUUGUAGUCUCUGUCGGAUGAAUGACGAAAAAGCAAUAUCGCGUGAACAAGGUGUGUGCGUGUGUUAUCGAGUGUAAUACCACAAAGACACGGAGAAAGCGAAUGUCAGAAAGGAAGAGAGAAAUUUUUGCGAAUGAUAAGUGUGUAAGCUACCUGUGCCUUGUAACAAACUAUGUAUGUAUAUACGUAUUAUAUACACAUGGUCACACGAGGAAGACGAAAGAGUACAUUGCAUACUACACAUGUAACACGUAAAAACUCUCACGUUAAUCUUAUGUAUUUAAAAAAGAAAAAGAAAAAAGAAAAAAAAUGAAAGCGAAACGUUGUCGUCUCUUCUGGAACGCGGCAAAGAAAAUCGAGAAAACCCCUCUCAGAAUUUUCGUUCAGCGACAAGCACGAAGAUGGAAGAAGAUAAAGAAGACACGAAACAUACGUGUAACGUAACGAAAAUAACGAAACGAACAAAAUAAACACACACACAGAGAUAGAGCGAGAGAGAGAACGAAAUAAAAGUUGUUGAAACGAAUAGGGACAAAGAAAGAAAAAAAAAGAUGAAACAAGAUAAAAAUAGCAAUAAUCGAAUCUCAGACUGAAUUAUUAAACGGGAAAGAAAUAAGUGAAAGAGAAUCGAAUAUUAACAACCUGCAAUCUUUGUUGUCGCGGCGAGCGACGCGCGAGCGUGUUAAUUAUUAUAAAUACUGUUACACAGUGUCUUGCUACAUUGGGGAGAUUAAAAUAAAAUCUCCAAGCUCGAA